UGGUUGUGAUGUGUAAUAAGAUUGGACUGUUAUAUGAGGGGGUUGGCUGAGAGAGUCAGGAGAGGGGGUGUCUGCACGGUGAUUUCCCAACGAAACGUCAACGUUAGAGCGCCACGGCAGCAAGGGAACUACAGCAGUGCUCUUCAUGCGGGAAAUUAUGCCUGGUUUCUUGGGCAGAGAGGGACGCUCAAAUCACCAGGGAAACAUGAAUAUUACAUAUUUAACCUUUUGAUUUAGGCCAGUAGACAUACAUUGCUGUGUUAACCACAAUGUUCUAGCAAAAACAAUCUCAUUGCUGUGCUCGAUACCGUCUGUCCCGUCGUCAGUAUGGAGAAGACGAUCUGCAGUCCGCAUCCUGGGACAAAUAAAACGAACUCUGGUUCACUGCUUUCGGACAAGGGGAAUUCGGGGAGAAAGAUCGGACGAGCUGGUUCUCACAGCCCCGGCUCGGCUUCGCUUGGGAACGGGGCCGGUGGAGGAGUGAGUCGGGGAGGUUUAUUGGGAAACAGUAUGCAUUUUCAGCAAGCGUGUAAGCGUCAGUUAGAAGGAGUGUUGAGCAAAUACACAAACUUAAUUCAAGGAUGGCAGAACAGGUACUUUGUGCUGGACCCAGAGCUGGGACAGCUGCAGUACUUUGUACAUGAACAGGGCAAGAGCCAGAAGCCCAGGGGCUCCCUGCCUCUGAUUGGUGCGUCGGUUGUCCAGAGUGAUGAGGCACCACAUAUGUUUAUCGUCAACUCAUUCAAUGGCGAGCUUUACAAGCUCAGAGCAUCCGACGCCAAAGAGCAGCAGUUCUGGAUGAACCAACUCCAAGCGUGUGCCAGACGCCAUUCCGACAGCAGUGCCAAGGUCUGGAAGUUUAAGGGAUCGGAUGAGCACCUGAGUGUGGAGAGAACGACGGGAGGCAGCCAGGAGGGGCUGGGCUCGUCAUCUUCCGGUCGGUCCCGUAGCGUCUCCCUCCUCCCCCACCUCCCACCAGCCUCCUCAUCGCCUGGUAUCCAGAGGCACUUGGCGUGUCCGGGCACACCGAGCAACAUCGUGACCAUCACCCACCACAAGUCCCCAGCCGCUGCUCGACGGGCCAAGAACCAGUAUCCCGGCCGACUACUGGAGGUCAAAGAGGCGGUGAGCCAAGCAGAGGGCCAACAGAAGAACCUGGUCCAGUCCAUCGAGUCCCUCCCCACGCGAGGACCCCUUUCCUGCCUGGACCAGGACCUCCUGCUCCUCAAAGCCACGUCGGCCGCCACCCUGAGCUGCCUGGGAGAGUGCCUGAACAUCCUGCAACAGACCCAAACCCACAGCCAGCCCCAGGCCUCCCAGCCCAACCACACCCGCGGUCCCCCCUCCGAUGGUGUUCCUGUGUGGAGUGUACCAAAGUUGCCCUCGGGGGAGCACCUGAAGAACGGCGGCCCAACCCCUCUACGUUCUGCCGAGCCCUCCCCAGCCCUCAGGAAAAAAAGCCCUGCCCAUGGUGCUGAGGAACACAGAAGCAGUACAAGCAUGGCUUUUGACAUCAGUUCUUUAUGUGGUCUGCAAGAGAAAGCAUCUCAUCGUCUGGCAGUGGGCCAGAGUGUGCAGGGGAAAAACCAGCACCCAGCGGGGUUGGAGGCCGUCAGCCCCAGUGAGGAGGUGACUGACAUGGAGGACAAUGACGAGGAGGACCUGGGAGUGUUGGACGACCAGCGGAGCAUCAUCCUGCAUCUCCUCUCCCAGCUCAAACUGGGCAUGGACCUCACCCGGGUGGUGCUGCCCACGUUCAUCCUGGAGAAGCGCUCCCUGCUGGAGAUGUACGCUAACUUCAUGGCCCACCCGGACAUGUUCCUGUCCAUCACGGCUGGAGCCACGGCGGAGGACCGCAUCGUACGCUUCGUCGAGUACUACCUUACCGCCUUCCACGAGGGACGCAAAGGAGCUGUGGCCAAGAAGCCCUACAACCCGGCACUGGGCGAGACAUUCCACUGUUCCUGGGAGGUGCCUCGGGACAGAGUGAGGCCCCUCAGGUCUCAGGGCCCCAGGGAAGCUGCCUCCAGGGGCCCCAACAACACCCAACAACAGGACGAUCCAUCGGGGACUGAGUGUUACCGGGUUCGCUUCGUGGCUGAGCAGGUGUCACACCACCCGCCCGUCUCAGGAUUCUACUGCGAGUGCCCAGAGAGGAGUAUGUGUGUCAACACCCAUGUGUGGACAAGAAGCAAGUUCAUGGGCAUGUCCAUUGGUGUGUCCAUGAUAGGGGAAGGGACCUUAUGCCUUCUGGAGCAUGACGAGGAGUACGUCUUCACGCUGCCCUGUGCCUACGCCCGCUCCAUCCUCACCGUGCCAUGGGUGGAGCUGGGUGGCAAAGUCACCAUCAACUGUGCCAAGAGCGGCUACUCAGCCACAGUCACAUUCCAUACCAAGCCUUUCUAUGGAGGGAAGGUACACAGGGUGACUGCAGAGAUCAAACACAAUCCGACCAACACUAUUGUGUGCAAGGCCCAGGGGGAGUGGAACGGAACCCUGGAGUUCACCUAUAGUAGUGGGGAGACCAAAGUGAUUGACACAACCAAACUGCCAAUCAUCAAGAAGAAGCUCCGGCCUGUGGAAAAGCAGGGACGGAAUGAGUCCAGGCGGUUAUGGCAGCAUGUCACCAAGUCACUGAAGGAGGGGAACAUGGACGAGGCCACGGAACACAAGCAUCGUCUAGAGGAGCGCCAGAGAAGGGAGGAAACGCAAAGAGCUGCGGAUAACUCGCCCUGGACACCCACAUAUUUCAGCAAAAAGGGAGAAGGCUGGAUCUACCACAAUACUCUGUGGAAAUCUCACUGGCACAAGAACCAGACUGCUCUAACAGAGUGCCUCUAUCCCCCUAAAUGAGGGACUAGGCCAGGGGAAGGAUAAUGACGGAACAGCGUAUUGAGGGAGUGAUGCCACUCUCUAUUGGGACCUGAGAUACUGACUCUUAAUGACAUGGACAAAGGACACACUCAUGUGGAUCAAGGUGCCAAAGUGGUUUCCACUUUGAACUACGUGGGUGGGGCGGGAAAAAUAACGAUUUUUAUAGUGUUCGAGGUAGAGCAUUUCGAUUUUUUGCAAAUGCACAGUAUGAUAUGAUUUGCCACCUGUAUUUUGUACCAGUUGUGUUGACACGUACAUGGUCCAUUUUGGUCCAAUCGCCUUUAUUUGUCAUGCAGCAUCAGAAUGCAAUGGUAGAAGAAUGCAGAUGGCAUCAGAUGGAAUCAGGAGGAGUCCAUUGCAGUGUUGGUGGAAUACAACCGUGAUCAUGGCAGAGAUGCGUUUGUGUUACAUGAGUUCCCGUCCUGUUUUUAACAAAUGCUGAUGACUAGAAGUUGCCAAUUUCCUACCACUUUUCCAUUCCACCCAUCCUUAUCCCAUCCCAACCUUUGGAAGGAGUUUUGACCAUUCCUGAACGGAGCGGUCUGCCUCAGCUCUUCCAUGCAAACAGAUUUCCCAUCACUCUCUUCCCCACUUAUUGCGGUCGUAAUACCACACCGUCACUGUCUUUUCUUUAGGUUCCAACGGCGUGUCGGACUGUCCAUCUCCCGGUGGGGUCUUUCCUCCUUCCAGGGACGUGUCCUUAGGUUGGCAUUGAUGUCACAUAAUUAAGCUGGGGCUGUACCCAGCUCACGCACUCCUCAUGCUAAUAUCUCAGUGGGCUGCCUCUGCAUUGAAUAUGGAUGAGGUGCACAGGAAGACACAACCACAUUCUCACAGAGGGGCACAGUCUCUCCAGAUGUCCUUCUGAAUUAUAUUGUUGACAGGAUAUGAGGUACAGUGGUGGUGGUAGAGGGGAUGUUUUGGGUCAUGCAUAGCUAUUAUACGUUUACAUUUUCACAAAAUGUACUAACUGACGUACAGUAUAUACUGUGUAUACAUUUAGUUAAAUACUAUUAUAUAGUGCAUUCGGAAAGUAUUCAGACCCCUUGACUUUCUCCACAAUUUGCAAAAAUACCUGUUUUUGCUUUGUCGUUACGGGGUGUUGGGUGUAGAUUGAUGGAUUUUUUUAUUUAUUAUGUUGAUCCAUUUUAAAAUAAGGCUGUAAUGGAACAAACGUUACAGCCUUAUUCUAAAAUGGAUUAAAUAAAACAAUUUCCUCAUCGACCUACACACAACACCCCAUAACGACAAAGCAAAAACAUUUUUUAGAAAUGUUUUCAAUUGUAUAAAUAAAAAUAUAUACCUUAUUUACAUAAGUAUUCAGACCGUUUGUAAUGAGACUGGAAAUGUAAUGUGGAAAAAGGGGUCGGAAUAUUUCCAAAUGCGCUGUAUCUGAUUGCCUUUAUUAUAUUUAUUAUUCAGCCAAACAACUAAUGGAACAUCUUUGUUUUUAGUUUGCUCCAUAUUUUAGUCUUAGAAUAGUGAUCUAGAUUAUAGUGAUAGUGAUCUAUAUUCUCUGGUUGUGAAGUCAUUUCAACCAUCCAUGACUUUAGACUGUGUCUUGCAGCAUUACAUUGUAGUACUAUCAUGGUGUCUCUAUUAACGUCAGGAUCUCCUUACAGUCCAAAUUAGAAAAUCAGCAGGGAUGAAAAGUAGCUGUCCAGUUUCUUGCAGCUACUGAGUAAUUUGGAGAAGGGCCCGAUUCCAACUUUAAAAAAUUGCGCAUUUCUCACGCAUGCCUUUCCUACGCACUUCUCAAUAGUUGGUAUUCAGACUUACCUUAUGAAAGUGCCUACCGGGCUUUGCAGGUGUGGUUCCCUUGCACGCACUGAAUAAAUUAAACUGCUGAAUUACCA
This is a messenger RNA of Oncorhynchus kisutch (coho salmon), 4730 nucleotides long. RefSeq names its product oxysterol-binding protein-related protein 10. Gene Ontology annotation, cellular component: cytosol; membrane. The record is from RefSeq and is a predicted model, not a curated record. Lineage: Eukaryota; Metazoa; Chordata; Actinopteri; Salmoniformes; Salmonidae. Gene Ontology annotation, molecular function: cholesterol binding. The coding region runs from base 328 to 2853 and encodes 841 amino acids. The transcript is spliced from 14 exons.